Molecule: messenger RNA, 633 nt
Organism: Rotaria sp. Silwood1
Lineage: Eukaryota; Metazoa; Rotifera; Eurotatoria; Philodinida; Philodinidae
Source: the annotation of a GenBank genome assembly
AUGUUACAUGAAAACUGGCAUCGUGUUGAACAAUCUAAAUCAAAACCAAAAAAAAAGUCAAAAGGAACAUCUCAUGUACGCGAUGAAUCAAUUGAUAGUACAUUUGAUGCUACGCUCGAAAGUGCAUCAAAGUCUACUAGUUUUGCUGCAUCAUCAAAACAAAAAUCAGUUCGAAGUUCUACUACUGAUGAAACAAGCGGUUGGGCAAAUGACAUGGCUGGCAACGAUGAUAGUGGUUUAGCUUUAAAUUUGAAAAAUCGUUUUAGAGAUAAUACAAUUGUACCUCCAGUAAUUCGACGAAGUACUCGUCGAGCAGCCGAAGAAAUUAUUGCUACAGAUAUCCCUACAAUUCCAAUGGAUGAAGCUGAUAAUGAAAAUGCAAUUGACAUGACACUACAAGUAGCUGUUGCUCCAAUAUUUUCUGCUAAUCAAAUGGCUUCUUUCAAAGAAAUAGAAAAAGACUUGUCUCGUGCAAACAUCAGUCAAUAUAUUAAUCCUAAAAUUGAUAUUGGUAUUUUAUAUCAGGAGCUUCAUUUACAAGAAGAAUCUAGUGAUGAGGAUCAAAAACCAUGGAAUUGGGACAAAAUUUUUGUUGAAAUUCGAAAUGCAAUAACAAAUCCGGCAACGGAAUGA